Molecule: messenger RNA, 2543 nt
Organism: Drosophila rhopaloa
Lineage: Eukaryota; Metazoa; Arthropoda; Insecta; Diptera; Drosophilidae
Gene: scalloped
Product: protein scalloped
Exons: 11
Coding region: 554-2539 (661 amino acids)
Biological process (GO): regulation of transcription by RNA polymerase II; hippo signaling; embryonic organ development
Cellular component (GO): transcription regulator complex
Molecular function (GO): RNA polymerase II cis-regulatory region sequence-specific DNA binding; DNA-binding transcription factor activity, RNA polymerase II-specific
Source: RefSeq, a predicted model, not a curated record
AAAAGAGCGAGAGAGAGGGAAAAAGAGAGAGAGAAAGAGAGUGGGAGUGUUUGAGAGAAUGAGAGACGAGUAAAAAGAUGUUGCCUGAAAUGAAAAAGAUCUUUCUCACUUCCUUAAGAACUCCGAUUCAUGAAUUAUUGCAGAUGUAAGUAUGUGAAUAUGCAUGUGUGUAUACACGUAGAAUCGAAAUUUGAUUCGAUACGAGUCGAGUCGAGGAAAAGUAAAGUAGUGCAAAAACAAGUAUCGAAUAAGCCACAUAAUCCAAAAAGCAAAAGGGUUUCCAGUCCAGACGCUGCUACCACCACAAAGCUCCGCCGUUAUCACGUUAAAAGAUAAUAACACCUAAUAUAAAGCCUUUUACUUGUUUGUCAAAAGCGAAAAGAAAAAAAAUCUAACUGUUACAAACGAAUACGAGUAAUAAUAAUAAGAGUGCCUUUGACCAGCCGAGACGACGGUGACGGUGACGGUGGUGACAUCAGAGUCUAAUUCUAGCGCCAACAGAUUUUAAUUCCGUGAACUAGGCGACGACGCACAGUAAAAGUAAACUGGCUGCAUGAAAAACAUUACUAGCUCGAGCACUUGCGGCACUGGGCUGCUGCAACUGCGGAACAACCUCGGCUGCACUGAGUUGGACGUUGCGGAGAAAACAGAAGAACAGCAGGCAGUUGGACCCGGCACCAUACCAUCACCGUGGACACCAGUGAAUGCCGGUCCUCCAGGUGCCCUUGGAUCGGCAGACACAAAUGGCAGCAUGGUGGAUAGUAAAAACCUGGAUGUUGGUGAUAUGAGCGAUGACGAAAAGGAUCUUUCGUCCGCUGAUGCCGAAGGUGUAUGGAGCCCAGACAUCGAACAGAGCUUUCAAGAGGCAUUAUCUAUUUAUCCGCCGUGCGGACGUAGAAAAAUCAUCUUAUCCGACGAGGGUAAAAUGUAUGGUCGCAACGAACUGAUCGCACGAUACAUCAAACUGCGCACAGGCAAGACGAGAACCAGGAAACAGGUCAGCUCACACAUCCAAGUGCUUGCCAGGCGAAAACUCCGCGAGAUCCAGGCGAAAAUCAAAGUUGAAAACAAUGGUGUGUCCUUGCAUUUAUUGAAUGAGAAAGAGCAGACCUUGCAGGUCAUGAGCACAAUGACCAGUUCGCAAAUCGUGUCCGCCCAAGCGGCCAACAAUCUGGCAUUGGCCGCCUCGGCACUCUCGGCAUCGGCAGGUGGUGGUGGCCACCACGCGAGGCAUCUCACCCUCCCUCCCCCAUCCCAUAGGCAGGCUGCGGCGGCGGCGGCAGCAGCUGCAGCAGCCGCGGCCCUGGGCAAUGUCUCCUCAUCCUCGUUGGUCUCCUCCGGACCGCCGGCCAUUCCGUCGUCCUCGUCAGCGGCGGCGGCAUCGGCUUUGGCGGCUUCACCCCGACAGCACCACUACCACCACCACCAUGCGCACGUCCCAGCCCACCACCACCACCACCACCAUUCCCAUCCCAACUUGCCGCACCUACCGCAUAGUCAUAUGCAUCCCCACCACCAUCACCAACAUGCGGCGGCCGUUGCGGCGGUGUAUCAUCUGCAGCAGCAGCAACAGCAACAGCAGCAGCAGCAACAGCAGCAACAGCAGCAGCAGCAGCACCGGUCGAACGAUACGGACCCCGAUCCAGUGGCUCAGUGUACUGGCGGUGGAUCGGCAUCGGCAUCGACAUCGGCACCACCUCCUCCUCCGCCGAUGCACCACCCGCCGUUGUAUUCUGGCCAAUUCUGGCAACCCGGACUACAGCCGAGCACGUCCCAAGACAUCAAGCCCUUCACCCAGCCACCCUAUCCCGCUGGCAAGCCGUCGACGGCCGUCUCCGGGGACGAAGCUGGAAUUCCGCCCUCACAAUUGCCCUGGGAAGGUCGAGCCAUUGCCACGCACAAAUUCCGCCUACUUGAGUUUACGGCGUUCAUGGAAAUCCAGAGAGAUGAAAUGUAUAACCGUCACCUUUUUGUGCAACUUGGCGGUAAGCCAUCCUUUUCCGAUCCGUUGCUUGAGACUGUUGAUAUCCGACAAAUAUUCGACAAGUUUCCGGAAAAGUCUGGGGGGCUCAAAGAUCUCUACGAAAAGGGUCCACAGAAUGCGUUUUACCUAGUUAAAUGCUGGGCGGACCUAAAUACCGACCUAACGACCGGCAGCGAAACGGGUGAUUUCUAUGGCGUAACCAGCCAAUAUGAAAGCAACGAGAAUGUCGUACUCGUGUGCUCCACGAUCGUUUGCUCUUUUGGCAAGCAGGUGGUGGAGAAAGUGGAAAGCGAAUACUCUCGACUGGAGAACAAUCGCUACGUUUAUCGUAUUCAGCGAUCACCCAUGUGCGAGUACAUGAUCAACUUCAUUCAGAAACUGAAGAACUUGCCGGAACGCUACAUGAUGAACAGUGUGCUGGAAAACUUUACAAUAUUGCAAGUAAUGCGAGCCCGCGAGACGCAGGAGACACUUCUGUGCAUAGCGUAUGUUUUUGAGGUGGCGGCUCAGAACAGCGGCACCACCCACCACAUAUACCGUCUAAUUAAGGAAUAGCAAA